Bactrocera tryoni is the source of this 1485-nucleotide messenger RNA. RefSeq names its product cytoglobin-1-like. Lineage: Eukaryota; Metazoa; Arthropoda; Insecta; Diptera; Tephritidae. The transcript is spliced from 4 exons. Gene Ontology annotation, biological process: oxygen transport. The record is from RefSeq and is a predicted model, not a curated record. Gene Ontology annotation, molecular function: oxygen binding; iron ion binding; heme binding. Bases 343 to 810 code for a protein of 155 amino acids.
AAUCAGUGAUGAUUUACAUGAAAACGAGUGCGGACGAACUUUGUAGACGGUAGUGGUGCCGAACAUAGUGCAUGGAUUUAAAGCUAAACAACAAAUAGUUAGUUGCUUACUGCUAGCAUACGAAAGGAACGCAACUGGACGUUAAUACUCGCAACAAAACAAAAUAAAUGAAGGAAAGCAAUGCAAAUAAGAAAUACGCAUAAUAAAAUUGAUUAGAAACAUAGUAUAUAACAACACGCGGCAUAAUUGAAGAAACUAUCAAAGACAAGCCAAAGCUUAAGCUUUACUAAAUAAAAUUUCUUUUGUAAGAAUAAAACCAAAGCAAAAUUUUAUUAUAAUAAAAUGGCAUUGAACGCUGAGGAUAUUGCUGAGAUCAAGAAGACCUGGGCCAUACCAGUUGCUACGCCAACUGAUUCCGGUGCGGCGAUUUUGAUCAGAUUCUUCACAAAAUAUCCGUCCAAUUUGGAGAAAUUCCCAUUCCGAGAUGUGCCAAUUGCGGAAUUGAAUAACAGCGCACGUUUCCGUGCUCACUGUGGUCGCAUUAUCAAGACUUUCGAUCAGUCAAUCAGCCAGCUGGAGGAAGAGGGUGGUCUGCAAAAGAUUCAAGAAAUCUGGCAGGGAAUUGCCAGUUCACAUGUGCAACGCCAUAACAUUGCCAAGCCAUCGUACUUUGAACUGCGCGAAGCCAUUGUGGAGGUGCUGAGCGAAGCGUGUAAUUUGAAUGAGCGUCAAGCGGAAGCCUGGAACAAAUUGCUUGACAUCGUCUAUGACAUCAUCUUCAAGAAGUACGAUGACUUGGGCGCCCAAUAAUGCUGGAAUCCCAGGCAGGCGUCAGAGUGCUGAAGUUGUACGCACACAAACACAAAAAGACACAUACACCAACGCUAACAUGAGUGCCAGCUACAAUGCAUGCAACAGCAAUACAACAACAACGUCUUGAAUAAGACGACUUUGUACAACAACGCCGUAUACAAACACACACACUAACACAAGCAUACACACACACACACACUCACAAACAGCACACACAUUUAGGGAAUAUCAACAUUGACGCUUUAACCUGCUUUUGUAGCGCAAAUAUUUUAUUGUGACCGCAAGGAAAAGAAAACAAAAAAACAACAAAAACAAAAAUAGGAGUAAACCAAAUGAAAAUGUCUUGAAACAUAUCGCAGAAUUGAAGAAAAUGAAAAUUUACACAAAAUACUCGUAUGUAACUGUAACGCCCCACCCUCGCUAGUGUUCGCCACAACGCCUUUCCACUGUUGCUGCGGCCAACUAACGGUUUGCAAGCUGCUGGUGUUGCUAUUCACUUUAUUUUCCGGUUUCUUUGCAUUUACAAUUGUUGUUGUUGUUAUUUAGAAUAUAUGUAUGUAUGUCUAAACGCUGUGUUUGUUGUUAUUGUUGCAUUUGUAUAUCCACCCAUUAGGCUCUGCAACGCUUUAUACACACACACACACUUCCAAACACAAAUCUAGAUAAACCGAA